GGAAUUGGACAUGACUGAAAGGGCUUUGAAUUAAUGGCAGAUUUCCCCAAGAUACACCUUGCCUGCCUGCCUACUAAAUCCAGAUUUUCUUCUUGCAUAACAUACAUACAUGAGAAUGUACCAUGUUCUUUUCUUUCCUUUUUAGGUAGAAUUGGAGGACUGUGCCUUUUAAUUUUGAGUUAAAAUGGCAGCUUCUGCACCCUCACCCCUGGUCAGCUCCACAGAGAAGACAAAUGGAGCCAAGCUCAGCAGACUUCUCAUAGAUGGUGGAACCACAGUUUUAAAAAUGGUUUUUGACCGCCAUCAUUCUCCUGCAAACCUGGCUAUGGAUCUCACAGCCAACCGUCCAAAACUGUGCAAUCUACUGAAGAGAAGGGUUUUACAUAAGCCUCAGUGGGACAAACUGUUUCCACCCAGUGGGAGUACACCAGAUUCAAACAAUUUUGACAUAACUCUUCUUUUUCUUCUUCUGACUGAGAUUUGUGGGCUUUCUCCUCCCCCCUCAGGGUGGCACAAAAAACCACCCUUGAGUGACACUACCUUAGAGGCUAACCUUGCUCGCAUAAAGUUCUUUCGAAAUGAGUUAUAUGGUCACGUGUCCACCACUGGCAUCGACUCAUCAACAUUCUCCCAUCUUUGGAGGGAAAUAAGUGACGUUCUUGUUGCUCUUGGGCUAAAUAAAGCAGACGUAGAUAGACUAAAGGCUGAGUACUGUGGAGAGGAAGAUUAUCUUCAAAUGUUGUUUGAGUGGGCUGAUAGUGAGAAGGAUCUUAAGUCACAACUAAAAGAAAUAAACCAAACUAUCGAUAUGGUACACCAAAACCAAACACAGGAUGCUGAGAUGCUACAGCAAAUGAAGUCAGAGCUGCAUGGAGUAUGUCACACUCAAACCAAAAUGCAAGAAGAGGUAUUAGAAGUGAAAAAAAGUAUUGAAGACUUAAACCAAAGAGGGCAGGCUAACAGAACAGAAGAGAUUCUGAACGUCCUUGCAAAGUCCGAGUUUGAAGGGGACAUUGAGUUUCAUGUGUCAAGAUUCCAGGAAGGAACUCGCGAGUGGAUCUUUAAAAAAAUCGAGGGUUGGCUUGAUGACAGAAGUUCCCCAAAUCGUGUGAUGCAACCUAGCAACGGGAUCAAUGAGGAAGAACACAGAAGAGAAGUUUUUCUCCCUCCCUACCCUGACCAUCUUUUCGAAUCCAGGCUUCCACGUCAGGCUCGGAACGCCUGA
Messenger RNA from Pocillopora damicornis (cauliflower coral), 1225 nucleotides. RefSeq lists its product as uncharacterized. The record is from RefSeq and is a predicted model, not a curated record. Lineage: Eukaryota; Metazoa; Cnidaria; Anthozoa; Scleractinia; Pocilloporidae.